AUGAGUAGAUUCUCUAUUUAAUCAAAUGAUAUGGAUAGAGUUCAUACAUGCUGUGGAAACAGUCUUUGGUUAGGGAGUCUAAAAGCAGCUAAGAAUUCUAGCCUUUUAAGAUAAAACAAUAUCAAGACUGUGAUCACAGUAGCCAAUAAUAUUACUCUCAAAUUAUAGAAUUUAAAACAUUAUGUAAAUAUUAAAAAUAUGAUAGAUUUUUAGUAUUGAGGACAGUGCUACUUUUCGUAUACUUGAUUAUUUUUCUUAAAUAAAUGAAGUUAUUGAAGAAGGAUUAAAAAAUGGUUCAGUUUUAGUACAUUGCGUAGCAGGUGUUUCAAGAUCUAGUGCAUGUGUUAUAGCCUAUCUGAUGUACUCUUAAAAGUGGUCAUAUGAAAAGACUUAUUACUAUUUGAAAGAAAAACGAUUAACAAUUAACCCUAAUCCUGGAUUCAAGAAAUAACUGAUUUAAUACAAUAAUCAAUUGAAUUGGUUCCAAAAAACAAAAAACUCUAGCGAAUCAAUUUAAUCAAGUAAAUAACUGCUUUCUCCUAGAAAUAUGUAGAAUAUAUAAAUUUAUAUUUUAUUAGGCACAAAUCUCCACAUGAUUUUAUCUUGUAAUUAACUUAAAACAAUAUUAAGUCUCCAAAUAGAAAAAUUGAAUAGUUAGAUUAAUCAUCAACAACAGAGGAGAGAGAAAUUUAUAGAUUUUAGUUAGCUUAAAAAUUAUUUGCUAAAAGUUUAAAGAACAGCAAUAAAAAGGGAGUCUAAAAGAUUUGUGAAUAAAUUAAAACUAAUUCACCUUCAGUCAAAUUAAGUAUGUACAAUACAAUUAAUUACUUUGCAUAAACUGAUAGAGUUUUUUGA
Molecule: messenger RNA, 855 nt
Organism: Paramecium sonneborni
Lineage: Eukaryota; Ciliophora; Oligohymenophorea; Peniculida; Parameciidae
Source: the annotation of a GenBank genome assembly